This is a messenger RNA of Ziziphus jujuba (common jujube), 837 nucleotides long. RefSeq lists its product as uncharacterized. The transcript has a single exon. The coding region runs from base 234 to 500 and encodes 88 amino acids. NCBI's taxonomy places the organism in Eukaryota, Viridiplantae, Streptophyta, Magnoliopsida, Rosales, Rhamnaceae. The record is from RefSeq and is a predicted model, not a curated record.
UCUCAUCAUUCUCCCAUUUUCACAAACCAAAAGCAUCCCUUCCAACAUCACACAUGGGCUGCCACCACACCCGAUUAUGAUUCACCCCGCUUUCAAUCGUCACCGUUCAUUCUCUUUUCCUUAUUAUAUAUACGUAAUACACACCCUUAAAAGCUAGCUAUACAAAGCCCAAUUUUCCCACUAACAAAGUUUCAACCCUUCUUCUUCUUCUUCUUCUUCUUUUGUUGAUAUAUAUGGAGAAGAGCAAGUCAUACCCGGAGUACUCUUCGGCUUACUCAGGCGAGUUCGGGUUCCGGGACAGCCGUUCGAACUCGUAUAACUUCAACGGGCCAUACCAUAAGGGAAAUGGAUUCGCGACGUCUAGCGAUCCGGAGCUCCAGAGGAAGAAAAGGAUUGCUUCUUAUAACGUGUUCACCAUGGAAGGUAAGCUUAAAUCAAGUGUGCGAAAUAGCUUCAAGUGGAUCAAGAACAAGUUUGGCGAUGCUCGAUAUGGUGUAUGAAAUAGUAAUUAAAUCUGAUCGAUCAGUAUUUUCAUUUUUUAUAUACAGUUUGUGUGUCAUGGUUUUUGAAUAUAGGCAGUCAAAGAGGGAAUACAUAACCAGCGUCAAGGACGAGCAAAAAAAAAAAAAAAAUUAUCUUUCUUCUCUGUAAACAGAAAAGAAGAUUAUGAAUGUCACGAUGAUGAUGAUUAUGAUGAUGGUAGGUUGUAUGCAAAGGGUGGCCUUUUUGCAUGAGAACAUGCAUGCCAUGCAUCAAUCUUAGCAGUAAGUCGAUAUGGGGUGUAAUAUGUUUAAUUUUUGCUAAUGGGAUAAAAAUAUUAACUGUUUCAACCUUCUA